GCGUGUCUAUUACCCUGCGUCACCAAGCAGACAAUAAAGAACGCAGAUUUUCAGACAACGAAAGAAAACCGAUCAGACGUCCAGCUGAAUCCAAUUUCCAAAGAGACCCCCCACCUCCACUCAAGAAACCAAAAACGAAAGGAAAAAUUCCUCGUUCGGCAAUUUGCCAUAUUCUCAAAUCACACACGCAGCAUACUGAUGAUGUUGUUUUGAGACCAGAUCCUUGUAACUCAAGACACCACCCCCAUCUGUUGACCAUCUUGUCCUAGAUAAGAAGACCCAGUUCUCCGAAAAAGCCGAAUCCUUCAAGUCUCGGCAAAGGACCCAUUUGCUUCGAUCAUCCCAGAUCCAAAAGUAUGAGAUGGAAAAGUCGAACGGGGUAAUCAAUGAUAAACCCGGUGAAGAAAGCCAGCCCGGCUCGGCCGAUUUCCGGGCCGGCUCGCUCCACCCCAGGUCCCCGAGGAGCGGCCCCGCCGAGCCGAGCGGGCCCCAGCCGAGCCGGUUCUCGAGCCCCGACCUCUCUUGCGGUAAUGGGUCCUCGUUUUCUUGCGUAAAGAUGGAAGCUUUGGAGUUCCUGUGGGGACGUGAUAAGGAGCGCUCGAAAACUCAGCAGAGGGCGAAGAGGAAGAUGGCGAGAAGGUGGUACCAGAGAAGGGGGGUUGUUUUCGUGAUUGGGUUGAUGGUUUGUUUUCUCUUGGUGAAUUGGUUGAUGUUCUUGAGCUUGCAAGAUCACAAGGUUAGCAUUCAAGGUGGAGUUGCAGGGAAUUCGUCUUCUGCAGUUUCAUUUCGUAUCAAGAAGGGAGAUGUGAAAAGUAUCCGGAAACGAGUGAAACCUUGGAGGGGUGUGUAUGGAAGGUUGUUGGCUUGGGCUGCCCAUGCCUUGGCAGAGGGUCAUAACAAACCUGAGCCAAAAGACUUAUGGCGGGAACCAUUUGUUCCAGCUUCUGCAUGGAAACCUUGUUCAGAUCAACGUAACUGGAAACCGAGUGGUGGAAACAAUGGAUACAUAAUGGUCACUGCAAAUGGUGGAAUGAACCAGCAGAGAGUAGCUGUCUGUAAUGCUGUUGUUAUUGCAAGAUUACUCAAUGCAACUCUCGUUGUUCCACGAUUUUUAUACAGCAGUGUCUGGAAAGAUGUUAGUCAAUUCAGCGAUAUCUAUCAGGAGGAGCACUUUAUUAACUACUUGACUCCUGAUAUUCGGAUAGUGAAGGAGCUCCCUGAAGAGCUACGAUCAUUAGACUUGGAGGCAGUUGGCAGCCUUAUUACAGAUACUGAUAUCAGAAAGGAAUCAAAACCAAGUUUUUAUGUGAAGAAUAUUCUUCCUAUUCUGAUCCAGACUAGAGUUGUCCAUUUCCUUGGAUUUGGAAAUCGUCUGGCAUUUGACCCCAUACCAUUUCAAUUGCAGAGACUUCGUUGCAGAUGUAAUUUUCACGCUCUCCAGUUUGUCCCAAAGAUACAAGAAACCAGCGCUUUGCUUCUUCAGAGAGUACGACAGCGUCCACAACCUGGAUUGCUAGAUCACUAUCUUGUCGGUCCUUAUGCAGAGUCAAUGCUGAAAGAAAAGGGAGGUCAUUCUGGGAAAGCUUCUAAGUAUCUUGCUCUGCACCUGAGGUUCGAAAUCGACAUGGUAGCUCAUUCCCUGUGUGAAUUUGGUGGUGGCGAAGAAGAGAGACAAGAAUUGGAGGCAUUCCGCGAAGUCCAUUUCCCUGCAUUGACUCUUCUAAAGAAGACCUCGAAGUUGCCUUCUCCUGCUGCUCUAAGGGAAGAAGGCUUGUGCCCUUUGACACCUGAAGAAGCGGUACUUAUGCUAGCCGCUCUUGGUUUUAAAAGAAAAACAUACGCAUAUGUCGCUGGAGCAAAUAUAUAUGGGGGGAGGUCCAGGUUGGUUGCUUUGAACAGCUUGUAUCCUAAUUUGGUCACCAAGGAGACUCUUCUUUCAGCAAGUGAACUGGAACCUUUCAAGAAUUUUUCGUCUCAGUUAGCUGCUUUGGACUUCAUAGUCUGCACCGCAGCGGAUGCCUUUGCCAUGACGGACUCAGGGAGUCAGCUAUCAUCCUUGGUCUCUGGUUACCGGAUAUAUUACGGUGGAGGAAAGAUGCCGACAAUAAGGCCAAACAAGCGAAGACUCGCAGACAUCUUUACGAAGAACAAUACAAUAGAAUGGCGCGUGUUUGAACAAAGGGUGAGGAAAGCAGUGAGGCAAACUAAACAUGUUCAAAAGAGGCCAGUGGCAAGGAGUAUUUACCGGUUCCCGCGCUGCAAGGAGUGUAUGUGCCUUAUAUGAUAAUAUAUUCAAGUAGGGUCUGUUGAUUGUUAGCUGUUUAUUGUUUUAACAUUCUUUUUCACAUGCUAAUUUAAUUGAAUGUUGUAACAACCAUAAGCAGUCAUCAGAUCAGCUGAGGAUUGACAGCUGACGAGAAAGUUCCUUAGAGAGAUCUUCAAACAUUACAUUUUUGGAGAUGAUAGCAUUGUCAUCAUUCUUUCACCCCAUAAAAUCCAACUUCUUUUGCCCAA
Molecule: messenger RNA, 2514 nt
Organism: Syzygium oleosum
Lineage: Eukaryota; Viridiplantae; Streptophyta; Magnoliopsida; Myrtales; Myrtaceae
Product: O-fucosyltransferase 15-like
Exons: 10
Coding region: 362-2284 (640 amino acids)
Source: RefSeq, a predicted model, not a curated record